ACUCAAUUAGCGCGCACGAAUACCAGGGGAUGGAGUCGGCCGCAACGAGCGACGAGGGGAUGGAAUCCCUACUUCGAAACUUCGAGCAAAUCUAUCAAGGCUACAAAGAUGCGCUUUUGGAGAUCCAGUCAUUGAAGACAAGCCGUAACUAUGAAACCAGAAGAUAUGAAGCUCUUGAAGCCACCUGCAAUGAUCUCAAAACAGAUGAAAUAUCGGACCAAAUGCCAAAGUUUGACAAAGGAACUAGAAAAAGCCAAUAGCAAGCUGCUCAGUUUGGAAGACGAUCAUAGGAAAAUGAUUAAAAUGCUUAAACACGAGAAUGAACAGAAAAUUCAUGACCUGGAGAAGCAGGUCAGCUGUUCACUUCAUAAACAAGCAUCAGACCAAGCUCUAAUGAAUCAGCUCCAGCAAGACUUGGCCACUCAUGAGACUCAUAUUGAGAUCCUGACUAGCAACUUUGAACAGGUUACUGCUGAUCUUCAAUCAAAAUUUAAUUCUGAGAUUCAAGAAUUGAAGGACUUGCUUCUAGCUGAACAGGAAGAGAAAAAUAAACUGCAAGUAAAGCUCCAGAAUGCAGAAAAUGAAUUGCAGAUCAUCAAAAAGAAGCAGAUAAACCAACAAAGGGAUUCCAUUUCACUACAUCAUGUCGAAACAUUAAAGCAGAAAAUCAUGAAACUUAGAAAGGAAAAUGAAUCUCUGAAGAGGCAGGUUACCGCCUUGAAAACAUGAUAUAUGAAACUGUUCUGAUUAUACUCUCAUGCAGGAUACUAUCAGGAUAAUAGAUCACCAGUGGACAGCACACUUUCUUUCUAAUCUGUUGUAUAUAUAUCAUACAAAACAUUGCCCAUAUAGUUCAGGAACAUCUGGAGAUGAAUUUUCAAGAACAAAUUAUAAUGGUCAGUAAGAUUAGGUUGCAAGAAUGUUGGAUACAGAUCGAAAUUUCUAAAGUUUCUUUAAUGGGAAACUGCUAUUAGUUUACUCUUCCUAUUUGCGUAUGAGCUGUGAGCAAGUGUAUUUAGACUGCUAGUGAUGUCUUAGCAGAUGCAGGGUGCCAUCUACCACUGUUUCUCCACAUCUUAGAUGCAGAAAGAAGCUCUUCUAAGCUUCGUUAUGUGGACUGGUCUUCAAUGUUGCAGCUACCAUGAAAGGUGGUAUCUUUAUAUGUUCUAAAAGAAGACAUAUUUAUAUGGUUUUUGAAUACAUAAUUAAGGUGCCAUAGCAUGAUAAAACAAACAUUUCUCUGUUUCAUUAGAGUGUGAACAUGGUGAAAAAUGUGACACAGUUAAGUGUUGGUGUUGGCUACUUCUAGACCCCGGCAUUGGAUGUAUGAAAGAUUGUGCUUAGUGCAAUCCUCAGUGAGUGAUGCUGUAGGGGCUCCUAUGUGUCACCCACUGAAGAUGAUUGGCUACACUAGAAUAGCUAGGAGCAUUAUAUUCUUGGUAAUUGAAAUGCCAAAGAUACAUCCAACAGUGAUAUUACAUUUUUCCUUUUUUCAAGUGACCCAUCUACCUUCAGGAAUAGAGAAUGAGAAUUUAUUAUGUGAUGUAGGAUGAGGUUUUAGCGCAAAUCUUGAAUGUGUUAACUAACUCGACUUACAAAGAUUUUGAUUGCUUAUAGUAAGAUUUCCGAAGUAAAUUUCUACCUUCGUCUAAGUUUAGUCACAACAUGUUGGAUAUUUAUCCUAUCUAAGCAAGAAUUUUUAUUUUGUUGCUUGAUAGUAUCACAUAGCAAAAAUUUGGUAUAAUACUUAGGCAUUUGUUAAUUGGGUCUGGGUCGAGUAUAGAUAGGAAAUUAAGUCUUUUGAUCGAUAUUGAAAUGUAUUGGAUACCUAAAUAGUUUGUAGGAUCAAGAUUUCAGUAUGAGUCUCGUAUGCUUUUUUUUACCUUGCAAGAUUGUAUCCUUUUCAUGUGAUUCAGGAAGAACUAAUGUGCAUAUGUGGUUAUUCUUGAA
This is a messenger RNA of Musa acuminata AAA Group (dessert banana), 1950 nucleotides long. RefSeq names its product protein At-4/1-like. The transcript is spliced from 7 exons. Lineage: Eukaryota; Viridiplantae; Streptophyta; Magnoliopsida; Zingiberales; Musaceae. Bases 151 to 729 code for a protein of 192 amino acids. The record is from RefSeq and is a predicted model, not a curated record.